UAUCACUGGACAGUUUUGCUAAGUGAUGGAAGUUUAUUUCAUGGACUGGUUGAAGUGACAGUCACAGGAGACCAGCAUUCUGAGGACAACUUAAUGCCGUCAAAGACAGCUGAUGUCUCCAUCCAGCCACUCACUGCCAAUGGAGGACAGUAUAGGCUGAUAGAAGGCUCUUCUGGCAGCCUCCCCCAGCCUGGGCUGACCUUUGACUUCCUGCGUCUUGUCACAAACAUGAAUCCCCUCCUGGUCCCAGUCAACGGAAUCAGGAACAGGACCCCUGGUCAGAAUUGUGGUCAGCCAGGGGGCAGUACUAGUCAAGGCACAGCUAGUAUACACCAAAAAAGUGGUAACUGGGACCUUAGUUUGCAUGAAGGUGAUCAGACUAAAGGACGCACAGAUGGGAAGGACAAGUCAAGCUCUUAUAGUUUGGACGCAGGGACACAGACUGAAGGUUUGGUGCCCAAGUGGGUCCACAGUGAUAACAGUACUGGGUCAGAGUCCGCUGUAGGGGAUCACUGCUUUCUACAGCUGGGAGACCCUUAUCUCUCCUCUUUGUCGGACUUUGGUCAAUGGUCAUCUGCUGACCACUCCAGUUUAGACAGUGGAUAUGUCCAGCUGGCUGCUGGACGGGGCAGAUGCAGCACCAUGGAGACAAACUUUAGUAGCAUGUGUCCGCCAUCGUUGGUGACGUUAUCUGACAGUUCGCAAAGCUCUUUUGUGAGCAGCGACUCUGUGUACAAUAGUGGAAGUGAAAACAGCAGUAGCUAUGGUAGCAGUCACUAUGGAAACAGUCACCUUAGCAAUGGUAGCCGUGACAGUGGAACUCAGACUGAUUUAUACAGUGAUAGCCUGCAGCAGGAUCAGACAUUCAGAAAAGAGUUGAUUAACUGUAGUGAGAACAUGGGCAAUCACAGUAAUAAUAUUAUUAGCAAUGGGAUUAGUAAUAUUGGACAUGGGGAAGGAUUGGCCAUGGGUGCAAAUGCUAUAGAACUUGCAGAUUUUCCCAAAGCAGAGGAUUCCAACAGUUGCACCAUGCUCCUCUCAGAGCUGAUGGAAUGCAGGGAAUUCAUGGAUGAUUUCUGUAUCCUGAUGGACCCAGACAAGAAUUGGGAAGAAAUGGCAGCCAUUUUGUUCAGCUUGCCUCCACAUGUACUGAAGUAUAUAGAUUUUAAGACGCGUUACUUUGGUUACUGCACCGAGGUGGCAUUGGACAAAGCAAUGGCUGAGAACACAGGGUUCAAGGUCAGUCAGCUGAUACUCUGGCUAGUCAUACGGGGUCACGGUCAAGCCGUAGAAGUAAUCCUUCGCCACCACCGUGACUGCCACGUGUGCUCCAAGAUGGCACAGGAGGUCUCUGUGUAA
Lingula anatina is the source of this 1359-nucleotide messenger RNA. RefSeq lists its product as uncharacterized. NCBI's taxonomy places the organism in Eukaryota, Metazoa, Brachiopoda, Lingulata, Lingulida, Lingulidae. The record is from RefSeq and is a predicted model, not a curated record.